Penicillium manginii is the source of this 1452-nucleotide messenger RNA. RefSeq names its product Nem1-Spo7 phosphatase catalytic subunit NEM1 (gene nemA). The coding region runs from base 1 to 1452 and encodes 483 amino acids. The record is from RefSeq and is a predicted model, not a curated record. The transcript has 3 exons. NCBI's taxonomy places the organism in Eukaryota, Fungi, Ascomycota, Eurotiomycetes, Eurotiales, Aspergillaceae. Gene Ontology annotation, molecular function: protein serine/threonine phosphatase activity.
AUGAACUCGCUGAAUAUCCUUUCCUCGCGAGUCAUCGGCCAGUCUUCCAGCUCACCGCGUCCGCGAUCACAAUCCCAGGGCGAGAAAAGGCGCGAGACCUUGCCCACCGACUUCGCAAAGCAUCGAUCUUAUAGCACCGACAACUUCCGGUCCACUGUUGCUUUAGACAAGAGUUACGACGGUGUCGCAUCAGCCAAUGACCGAGAUGAUGACGACGAUAAUCACCACUCAUAUGACGAGAAAUCGACUUUACUCCACGGAAUUCAAAAGGAUGGAACUCUGGUAACUAAAAGUACCUGGCGACUUUUCACCCACCGAAUCUUCGACGCGAUCACGGAAACGAUACACUUCAUUCUAUCUACGCUAGCGGCACCAGGCAUCUAUUUAGCCCAAUGCUUCCAAAACGAUGACGGGCACUAUUCGCUCUUAGCUCCAGUGAGGAAAAUUUGGCGCCACCCUUCUGCCGACCCCAGGAUCCGGUCGGAUAAAGGGGCCUCUCCUCCUCGGGUAGAAGGUCGGCGGCGCAGUGGCUCCACCCGCAAGGUGAAACCGCAAACAUCACGAGAUUCCAUCAUAUCGACAACCUCGGAAUCGGAUACAGAAAAACGGAGUAUCAAAGGCCUUACAAGCGCGAAACCUCGACAUAGCAGAACCUCGAGCAGGACACCGAGCGUUGACAUCGAACCUUUCCCCGAGACCAACCCAGAUGAUAAUACCCCGCGUCGAUCGAUACGUAUCAAGCUACAUAACGAGGAGGUUUCUAAACGACAGAGGCAGCGCCGGACUCAGAGUACCGACCUUGGCCAUCCAAUGCCCGAGGGUGUGACCCGCGUCCAGGGCGCCGAUAGCUUGAAAUCUCCCACCUCUUCCUCCACGCUGGUACUGGACCUCGACGAGACGCUCAUCCAUUCGCUUGCCAAGGGCGGCCGUAUGUCAAGUGGCCAUAUGGUCGAGGUCAAGCUCUCCAUGCCCAUGACCACCGCCUUGACACCGGGUGGGCCACAGGCCACUCUGGGUCCUCAACAUCCCAUCUUGUACUAUGUCCAUAAGCGGCCGCAUUGUGACGAGUUCUUGCGCAAGGUUUCCAAGUGGUACAAACUGGUAAUCUUCACUGCCAGUGUCCAGGAGUAUGCCGACCCCGUGAUCGACUGGCUCGAGCAGGAGCGCAAGUACUUCCAGGGCCGCUAUUACCGACAGCACUGUACGUUCCGCCAGGGUGCGUAUAUCAAAGAUCUCAGCUCUGUGGAACCCGACUUGAGCAAGGUCAUGAUCUUGGACAACAGCCCGUUGAGCUACAUUUUCCACGAGGACAAUGCUGUCCCGAUUGAGGGCUGGAUCAACGACCCAACGGAUAACGAUCUGCUGCACUUGGUUCCUAUGUUCGAGGCACUGCAAUAUGUCACCGACGUCCGGGCAUUGCUAGCGUUGCGCCGCGGCGAAGCCAAAGCAUGA